This is a messenger RNA of Rhagoletis pomonella (apple maggot), 957 nucleotides long. RefSeq lists its product as uncharacterized. NCBI's taxonomy places the organism in Eukaryota, Metazoa, Arthropoda, Insecta, Diptera, Tephritidae. Bases 1 to 957 code for a protein of 318 amino acids. The record is from RefSeq and is a predicted model, not a curated record. The transcript has 2 exons.
AUGUCUUCGGAAAGCGAAAUAAAAAUUGAGAAACUUCAAGAUAGUUCACAGUGGCUGACAUGGAAAUUCCAAAUGGUGCAAAUUUUGGAAGCUGGCGAAAUGUUUGGUGUGGUCAACGGAGAAGAGUUAUUGCCUAGCGCAGGUGAGCAGGAACAGAAGAGUUGGCGUAAACUUGAUGCCAAAGCUCGCCGGACAAUAAGUACAGCAUUGGGAAAACAACCGCUUCUGCAAAUUCUUAACUGUGCUUCUGCGAAGAGCAUGUGGGAUACACUCAAAAGUGUAUACGAACAAACAUCAACAGCGAGCGUAUUGUUUUUGUUGCAGAAAUAUUACAGCUACUCGAAAGAUCCAGAAGAUGAUAUUGCGACUUUUUUGUCGAAGCUAAUGGAAAUUGUGCAGCAUCUUCGUGAUCAGGGCGAAAUCAUAUCAGACUCGAUGAUUAUGACGAAAGUUUUAAUUUCAUUACCGGCGGAAUACAAUCAUUUCCAUAGUGCUUGGGAAUCGGUGCGGCCAGCAGAUCAGAAUCUAAAUAAUUUGAGAGCCAGACUCAUGGCUGAAGAAAUUCGUUUGAGUGCUCAAGAAAAAGUCAAAGCAGAGGCUUUUGUAGCCAGGCACCAGAGCCGGCCAAAAACCAAGAAGCAUCAGAAUAAUAACAGAAAAACAACAACAAAGGGCGGAUUGGCUAAAUCGGCAAAGAAUGAGACUCAACAUAAAAAUGUCGAAGCGCUGGUGUGUGGAGCAAAUGUAAGCGGUAAGCAAGAGAGCUGGAUGCUUGAUUCAGGGGCAACGGAUCACAUGAGCAACCGACGCGAUUGGUUCGUCACAUUUGAACACUACAAUGAUAUCGUCAGAGUUGGCGAUGGGCGUGCUAUUAAAGCAGCAGGUAAAGGUGACAUUAAUGUUUUAGUUAACGACGGGCAAGAAUGGGUGCAGAAAGUUUUGACUAACGUGCUUUAA